AUGAGUAAUAUUGAUACAAGUAACAUACCUUUCGAUUCACUGAUCAUCGAGACAUUAGGAGAGAAGGAAAACAUGGCCUGCAAGAUGGUGAACAACCUUCUUCAUUCAGAGGAUGAAGAACAAAUAUUAACUGGAUUGGACAAAAUUAUGGACAAUGCCAGACUCCAAGAGAUCAUUUAUAAAGUAAAACCAACUUAUUACCUCUUUUUGCUUGAUAAAGAAUUUGAACACCAAGACGAUGUCCAUGACACCGUAGUUGAAAUUUUGCGAUCGAUGGACAGAGAGUACUCCGACUAUAUUGAACGCCUUCUCCAAUACGAUGAAUACGCCACUAAAAUACUUGCCCGUUUUCUAGAGAACGUCGAGACGACCGAGUACAACAAAAAGUCGAUAUUGUUUACAGUCAAAAACAUGACCAAACACAAACAAUACGCUGCAACGUGGUAUACUUUAAUGCCAAGUGUGAUGAUGGAGUAUUCUCCCAACUCGGAGAAUAGACAAAUUGCUGCUUAUAUCUUAGACCAAAUGGUCGGGCUUGGUCAACCGGCACAAGUCAAUUUCAUUAAGAACAAUGGCUUAGUUCGCAUCUCAAACAUUUUUGAGACGAACGAGACAGAGAACAUUAACACGGGCAUAGUCUUACUUAUGAAAACGUUUCUCUUGCGGGACAAGAGUGUCUUAAAAGUCUUCAAUCAGUACCUCCAAAAGACAGACAUCUUCGGUCGACUUGCCAAUUUCCUUGAUGUUCUUCAAAAGGACGAUUUACUUACUUUAGUCAAGCUCUUAAGUAUCCUGAUUAUGAGUGGGGAGAACACUGAAGUCUAUGUUGAGAGUGGGAUUAUGUUGUACUUAAUUUCCCUCAUAGAAUUUCCAUUUAAAAACGGAGUCAAUGGAGACACGGUGUCCAUUGCAUUCCAAAUUAUUCAAUACGUCUUUUAUAACCCAAACACAAAGAAUAAGACAAACGAGUACGGGUUUACGAGUAAAUUGGUUCAAGCUAUUAGAAACUAUAAGAGUCUCUCGAGCGCUUCACUUGAUGUUGUCUUGAACACGGUGAUGAACAUGAUGAAUGAGCCAGAAUUGCGAGACCAAUUUGUCUUCUUCAAAUGCAGAGAUGAGGUUGAGAGAGUCUUUGCCAACUUCACGGACAAGCAAAAGGCGAUGGCAAAGACGAUCCUUGCGAACAUUGAAGUCGUCGAACGAACAAUACAGAAGGUCCAAGUCACUGAUGAAAAAGCCCAAACGGAUAUGCAGAAAGUGUUAGGGUCUAUUAAAUAUGCUGAAGAAAAGAGGGCACAAAGUCAGAAGGACAGUGACGACGUGAUAUCGCCGACAAAAACGCCUGAUAUUCCUCGCACGAAACAUGAGCCUUUUGUUGUGAAUUUGAACCCAACGAGUCAAAAGGAGAUUCCUCCAAAGGCGGAGAGUCCACAACCCAAAUUCCAAGCCGCUAAGAAGAGAGACUCGAUCAACGGAAGAAAGACCUUUCUGGCUGAAAGGAAGUCAUUUAGACUCUCAAAGGGCCACGACGUCACUCUUGAACUGCAGAACCUCCCGGAGUUUUCUCAAAUUGCUUCGACGACGUCGAAGAUCACAGUGGACGACGCAAAGGUUAUAGCGGAGUUGAAUAUGAAGAAAGAAAAGAGGAAGUUAAUUAUACAGGAGAUGUACACAACAGAGAAGACGUACGUCACACAAAUGGAAAAGUUUGUGAGUUCGGUGUUGCCCACGUUACUCAGUUUAAUGCCGCCCGCCGCACAAAUGGUUGGGAAUUAUAAAAACAUUUUUGAUCUUCAUAAAAUGUUUUUUGAGAAACUCGAGAAGCGCUUUUUGGCACAAAAGACGGACCCGUUGAUUGUUGUGUCGGACCUCUUCAUGGAACUUUUUGAAAAGAAAGAACUUGGGGACGAAUAUCUGAAGUACUUGAGUAACUCGGAAGGUGCGUUGAAGUACAACUUUUCGGCGUAUUCGCCACAAAUGAAACAACAAGUCAUGAAGUGGGGACAGAGCUGCAUCAUCUUACCGAACUUCUUGAUUCUGCCAGUGCAACGUCUUCCGCGGUAUAUCUUGUUGUUGGAGACGUUGAUCAAACACACGCCAGAAGUAGCUCAAGAGGAGUAUGGAGCACUGAAAGAUGUUUACGCCCUCGGGAAGAAAGUGACGAUGCAAAUCGACUCGGAGAAGAAGAAGAUCGUGAAGAAACAAACGCUUGACAACUAUGAGAAGAGCACCACAAAUUAUCAGCCAAAUGCGGGAAGGUCUUUCAUACGUGAUGGUGUUAUGAGUGUCAAAGGAAAGUCGAAAAUGGCGGGGACUGUUGUCUUGAUGAGCGACGUCUUACUUGUCUUGUCAAAGAAGAAAAACACUUUUGUUAUCAAAUAUUCAAUCGAUUUGAAUGCCAUAAAAAUUGUACCAAACGACUCCAACUCGUCACUCAGAACUAUUCAAUUACUACCAGAAAAAGGUAAAGAAGGUCAGUUGACAAUGUUCUUCCCAGUUGAUGUAGAUUUCGAUGGGUGGUUAGCAGACUUACGCAACACUAAAAAAUGA
Molecule: messenger RNA, 2550 nt
Organism: Entamoeba invadens IP1
Lineage: Eukaryota; Evosea; Mastigamoebida; Endamoebidae
Product: Rho/RAC guanine nucleotide exchange factor, putative
Exons: 1
Coding region: 1-2550 (849 amino acids)
Molecular function (GO): guanyl-nucleotide exchange factor activity
Source: RefSeq, a predicted model, not a curated record